UCUCCGGGGCGAGCGCACGGCACCCCGCGAGCUGGAUGAGGCUUCCCGGCGCCCGCUCGCUGCCCGCGGCGCCGCCCCCGAGGUCCGCCCGCUGAGGCGCCCGCGCGCUCACCUGCCGGCCCGCGCGCCAUGGGCCAGCCCGCGAACCGCAGCGUCUUCUUGCUGGCGCCCAACGGGAGCCACGCGCCGGACCAGGGAGACUCGCAGGAGCGGAACGAGGCGUGGGUGGUGGGCAUGGGCAUCGUCAUGUCGCUCAUCGUCCUGGCCAUCGUGUUUGGGAACGUGCUGGUCAUCACGGCCAUCGCCAGGUUCGAGCGUCUGCAGACGGUCACCAACUACUUCAUCACCUCCCUGGCCUGUGCUGACCUGGUCAUGGGCCUGGCGGUGGUGCCCUUUGGGGCCAGCCACAUCCUCAUGAAAAUGUGGACCUUUGGCAACUUCUGGUGUGAGUUUUGGACUUCCAUUGACGUAUUGUGCGUCACGGCCAGCAUCGAGACCCUGUGCGUGAUCGCGGUGGACCGCUACUUUGCUAUCACGUCGCCCUUCAAGUACCAGAGCCUGCUGACCAAGAAUAAGGCCCGGGUGGUCAUUUUGAUGGUGUGGAUCGUGUCAGGCCUUACCUCCUUCUUGCCCAUCCAGAUGCACUGGUACCGGGCCACCCACCAGGAAGCCAUCAACUGCUACGCCAAGGAGACGUGCUGUGACUUCUUCACGAACCAAGCCUAUGCCAUUGCCUCCUCCAUCGUGUCCUUCUACCUACCCCUGGUGGUCAUGGUCUUCGUCUACUCCAGGGUCUUCCAGGUGGCCCAAAGGCAGCUCCAGAAGAUCGACAGGUCAGAGGGCCGCUUCCAUGCCCAAAACCUCAGCCAGGUGGAGCAGGAUGGGCGGAGCGGGCACGGACAUCGGAGGUCCUCCAAGUUCUGCUUGAAGGAACACAAGGCCCUCAAAACUCUGGGCAUCAUCAUGGGCACUUUCACCCUGUGCUGGCUGCCCUUCUUCAUCGUCAACAUAGUGCAUGUGAUCCAGGAUAACCUCAUCCCUAAGGAAGUUUACAUCCUCCUAAACUGGGUGGGCUAUGUCAACUCUGCUUUCAAUCCCCUUAUCUACUGCCGGAGCCCUGACUUCAGGAUUGCCUUCCAGGAGCUUCUGUGCCUGCGCAGGUCUUCUCUGAAGGCCUAUGGGAAUGGCUACUCCAACAACAGUAACAGCAGAAGCGACUAUGCUGGGGAGCACAGUGGAUGUCACCUGGGGCAGGAGAAAGACAGCGAACUGCUGUGUGAGGACCCCCCAGGCACGGAAGACCGUCAAGGUACUGUGCCUAGCGAUAGCGUUGAUUCGCAAGGGAGGAAUUGUAGUACAAACGACUCACUGCUGUAAUGCAGCUUUUCUACUUUUUAUGAACCCCCUCCCCGCAACGAAACACUAUACAGACUAUUUAACUUGAGUGUAAUAAAUUUAGAAUAAAAUUGUAUAGAGAUGUGCAGGAGGAAGGACGGCCUUCUGCCUUUUUAUUUUUUAUUUUUUUAAGCUGUAAAAUAAGAGAAAGCAUAUCCGAGUGAUUGUUUGUUGUACAGUUCAGUUCCUUUUUUUGCAUGGAACGUGUAAGUUUGUGUCUGAAGGGCUUUGGUCCCAGAGGACCUGGGGCUGCUAUGUUUUGAUGACUUUUCCGUGGAUCUACCUCAUUGAUCAAGUAUUAGGGGUAAUAUAUAUUGCUGCUGGUCAUCUGUAUGUGAAGGAGUCUUUUCUUCCUGCACCCUUGCACUGGAGGAUCUUGAGUAUCUUGGACCUUUCAGCUGUGAACACGGACUCUGCUGGCCCCUCUUAUUUGCUCAAACAGGGUGUUGUUGUAGGCAGGGAUUUGAGGGGCAGCUUCAGUUGUGUUCCUGAGCAAAGUCUAAAGUUUACAGUAAAUAAAUUGUUUGACCAUGACUUCAUUGCACCUGUUUCUCCAAAACCCCUUGACUGGAGUGUGGUCGCCUCCCCCCACUGGAAACCGCAGGGCUUUGCUGCCUCUUCUCACAUUCUCCUCCUGCUCUGGGCCCCACACCCAGAGGUGCGGGCAGCUUCUCCAGCCAAUCUUCACCCUUCUGGUGGCCUCACAGGAUCUCGGACUUGAAAGAGCCCAUAGAAAGCAUUUGACAUCCAAAGAGACGAAAAAUCUGUGAGGGGGAAUGACCUGCCCAAGGUAAGAAGCCAAGGAUGUCAGAGACGGGGCUGCAGCCGUAGAACCCAGCAGUCAGCUGUUAUUCCUGGAACAGAUGUCUUCCCUCCACUGCAUGGCCAUUGACUUCUGUCCUCGCCCUCAAUGGUGGCAGCUUUCUCUCCCUGGGGCUGUCACAGAACAAACCCAUGUCAGUGGGUGUUACUGCUCUCAGGUCCUUAGCGCAGAAUUCAGGCAAUGACCAAAUAACCACAAUAGGGAUAAGAGAAAGAAUUGUUCUUUUACCCAGCAAGAGUCUACUAGGAUAU
This is a messenger RNA of Nyctereutes procyonoides (raccoon dog), 2469 nucleotides long. It is a transcript of the gene ADRB2, whose product is annotated as adrenoceptor beta 2. Gene Ontology annotation, biological process: negative regulation of smooth muscle contraction; adenylate cyclase-activating adrenergic receptor signaling pathway; norepinephrine-epinephrine-mediated vasodilation involved in regulation of systemic arterial blood pressure. NCBI's taxonomy places the organism in Eukaryota, Metazoa, Chordata, Mammalia, Carnivora, Canidae. The record is from RefSeq and is a predicted model, not a curated record. Gene Ontology annotation, cellular component: membrane. Gene Ontology annotation, molecular function: beta2-adrenergic receptor activity; norepinephrine binding. The coding region runs from base 130 to 1377 and encodes 415 amino acids. The transcript is spliced from 2 exons.